Messenger RNA from Gigantopelta aegis, 804 nucleotides. Its product is annotated as transmembrane emp24 domain-containing protein 5-like. Gene Ontology annotation, cellular component: COPII-coated ER to Golgi transport vesicle; endoplasmic reticulum-Golgi intermediate compartment; Golgi apparatus. The record is from RefSeq and is a predicted model, not a curated record. Gene Ontology annotation, biological process: intracellular protein transport; Golgi organization; endoplasmic reticulum to Golgi vesicle-mediated transport. The transcript is spliced from 4 exons. Bases 1 to 714 code for a protein of 237 amino acids. Lineage: Eukaryota; Metazoa; Mollusca; Gastropoda; Neomphalida; Peltospiridae.
AUGCCAGGACAGUUUGGUUUCGUCGUCGUAGCUCUACUAACUAACGUCGUGGGUCAGUUAGAUGCGGAGACGAUUGUCGCCGAAAAGAGGGAUGAUGACUUCUAUUUCAACAUGCCCCGCGGUUACCACGAGUUCACCGUGGAGGUGGGACCUCUCCGAGAAGACUGUUUCUAUCAACACGUCGCCAAGGGAAUGGAUUUGUUUUUAUCUUUCGAGGUUCUUCGAGGUGGCGACUCAAAAAUAGACUUCAUCGUGAGGGAUCCGAACUUUCAAAUAUUAGAAAACGUGUAUCUCCAAAGUGACGGGUCCGUGCAUAAAAAAGCAGUGAUCGAAGGCGUCUAUAGCGUUUGUUUAGACAACACGUUUUCACGCUUUUCGUCCAAACUGGUGGUGGUGGUGUUGAUUGCGUCGAAAUACGAGGAUUGGGACCAGUACACCGCUAACAUAGAAGAACUCAAAGAAGUGGCCACGUUGUUAAAGACGUCGCUGGAAGGGGUGGAGUCGCUGAUCUCGGAGGUGAGACGUCACCAGAACCGCGCCAGCUCCAACGUGCUGCGCGACUGGUACCUCGUCACCGGCAACAACCGCUACGUCAGCUACUACUCCGUCACCCAGUGUGUCGUCAUCGUCAUCUCGGCGUGUAUCCAGAUCUACGUACUCAGACGAUUCUUUAGAACCGUGUCCGUGACACCCAGUUCAAAACCACGUGCUUAAUGGUUAACCUUAGGUCCACUAUAGUUCCUAAUUGUGACAUAUGUUGUGGUUCACAUAUUCAAUUCUAGGAAAUGGGGAAGAAUUAAAACA